AUGCCGUUAUCAUCAUCCUCAUGGUUUGGGAUGUCCCAAUGCAAUGAUAGUGCAAAUUCAGAUGUUGAUGAAUUCUCCACCGAGAACCAACAUGAAAGCAAUCUCUUUUCCGAUCAAUUAUCAUCGGAAAUUGUAAUUUUAAUUGCCUCCUAUUUGGAUUUACGAUCCUUGUAUUGUUUUGCUAGAAUUGAUUCGUUCAUGAUUAAAUUAUUAUUCAAUAUGGACAGGAAUAGAGUGAUGAAAUUGGGUUAUUUGAAAACUGUUAUAAAAAAGCAGAAAAAGCAAGUGACACAGAAUGAAUUGAUUCAAUCAGAUUCAUUGAUUGAGGAAUACUCAAAAGAGGAAGAUUGUAAUUUUACAAUGACACAAGAACAAGUUUGGAAAAAUCUCGUCUGUUAUUAUUUUCCUCAAUUUAAAAAGGAUUUGACUGUAAAGAAUUGGAUGCAUAUUAUGAGGAGAAGAGUAGCUCAUUUGAAAUUAUACGCUCCUGAACAUUUACCUUUGGGAAAUAGUAUUCCAAGAGAGGUUUUCUCAUUGGAUUCUAAAAAGACGAGUAGAAAUUUCAUUGAGGGAUGUGAAUUUAAUUACAAAUGUCCACUUACGAUUGAAAUGACUGAUAGUACGUAUGAUUGUACAGUUUGUAAUAAGAUUGUGUAUUAUGUUGACAAUGAGAUUUCAUUCAAGACUCAUGCUUCUCAAGGUCAUUGUAUCUAUUAUAAGAAUAUUGAAAACAAUAUUGAAUUUAUGGGUGAUAUUUAUGUACCUCCGGUUACUGGGCGUACCACUGGCAUUAGCAAUUUUUUUAAUUUCCUAAAUUAA
This is a messenger RNA of Naegleria gruberi, 819 nucleotides long. RefSeq lists its product as uncharacterized. The transcript has a single exon. NCBI's taxonomy places the organism in Eukaryota, Heterolobosea, Eutetramitea, Acrasida, Naegleriidae. The record is from RefSeq and is a predicted model, not a curated record. Bases 1 to 819 code for a protein of 272 amino acids.